Molecule: messenger RNA, 789 nt
Organism: Caenorhabditis angaria
Lineage: Eukaryota; Metazoa; Nematoda; Chromadorea; Rhabditida; Rhabditidae
Source: the annotation of a GenBank genome assembly
AUGAAAUCGCCGACUUUUUCGAUUCUUUUCAUAGUUUUUCCAAUUCUCUGCUUUUCUACUAUUGCUGAUUAUAAAAAGUAUUGUCCGCACAUCCAUGAAAUUCCUCAUGAAAAUCAACCUCCUUGUCCUAAAUUCGAUACACCGUGUAUAAAUCAAUUCGGCGGAAAAGGACAGUGUUCAAGGGUCAAGUCCUCGGUGAGUAUUUUAGCUGUUAGGUUGAAGCUGUUAGGUCGAAGAAUACUUGUGUAGUUUAAAAAAUCUAUUUUUCAGGGUAAUAUAUUGGGAAAAUGCUGUCCUAACCCAGUGGUUCCCGAAGAUUUUCAAACAAAUCAAAUAUGCGAUGAUUCAAAACUCUUACAAUCCUACGAUUUAUAUUGCAAAAAUGGCUAUGUUUGGACACUUGGUAAAACAGCCUUUGAAUAUGCGAUUGUAAAACCUAAAUCUUUAUAUGAAUGUAAACUCAAUAAGCAUUGUAAAAAUGGAAGUUAUUGUGUCUUUCGGAGUGAAGAUCGACUACGGAAAUGCUAUGUUAUUGAAGGAGUGAAAGAAAAAGCUGAAGAAGCUGAAGAAGAAGAACGAAAAAAAAAUCAAAAAGAAAGCGAUAAUAUGAUGCUGAUUAUAGUUAUUGUUUCAAUUGUUGUGGUUUUAAUUGCUAUCCUUGUAGCUGCUGUUGCAAUUUUGAUUUGUCGGAAAACGCGAAAGGCGAAAAUGCAGAAGCAAGGUUCGGCUGUGAAAGGAAAAACGAGCAAGGAAAAGAUGAGCAAAACGAAAAACGGGUCGAAUGCCUAG